UGCCUUCGACUUUGGAUUCGAAUGCGUCUGGCACUCUGUAAUCAGAGAAAUUCUCCGUGUGAUUCGAAAGAACUUUUCCCGUCUCACCAGGUCCUUAAUAACACAACCAGGUAGUGCUUCCUCCUUGGCACUUGGAGGCGCAAAAGUACUCGCCACUAACAGUGCAGAAGAAAUCGCUCCUGGCCGCGUCGCCGAAUCGCGAGCACGUCUGAUCGUUGGCCUGGCAUGUGCUAGAUUGCAGUUAAAUUUAAACCAAUAUUUGGCCGAUUCCGCAGUUAUAAAGGCACUCACCUUGAUUGACGAGCUCGAUGGCAACCUGACUCGCUGUACUGCACGCCUGAGGACGUCAUACGCUUCUCAUUUUCCGGAAAUCUGUCGUCCGGGUUUGAAGGAUUGUCCCUACCUGUGUGACACAGAACUCAUCCGUCUGAUUGCUCACUGUCCUGUGCGUUCCGUAUUGGCAUCUUCUAGACAAUCAGAUUUGACCGCAUGCUUUUCCGAUACGGACAUACAAAAGCGGAUUAGAGAAGCUGCUCAAAAUUCAAUCGGGUGUGACCUCAACGAAGUAGACGCGGAAAAUCUUCGGGCGUUUGCGCAAACACUCCUUAAGAUGAUUGAGAUGCGGGAAAAAUACGCUGUUAUGCUGAGUCGUCGAGUGGAAUCCUUAGCCCCGAACUUGUACUCUUUACUCAACUCAGCCCUACCGCAAGAUUCAUCAUCUUCAUCUCAGAGUUCAAAUUCACUCCGUAUUUCGGAUAAUAUUUCUGCUUCUUUGGUCGCUGCUCGCCUGAUACUCAAUGCCGGAUCCCUAACGCGCUUGGCCAGUAUGACAGCUUCACGAGUGUUAUCCUUGGGAGCCUCCAAAGCCCUAUUCAGAAAAAGCGGAGCUGUGGCUGCUACUUCCACCGGGCUGCUGAAUUCAAUCUGCCAAAGUUCCAUUGCGCUCGCCAACGACCAAAUGUCUGUUGCCGAUGACGAGCCAAUCCCCAUGACUGCAGCCCGAAUGAAAGCGCUCAGCGGGAAUCGUUUACAGCCAGAUAUUGUACGCAGACGCGCGGCUCGACUGCUAGCAGCAAAAUCUUCCUUGGCCUGCAAAGCAGAUUGUUUCCGGUUCCACAACCCGGUCGAGAACGACGACGACGAUACGAAACAACCUAGUACUUCUACAGAGGAUCCUCGUCUAGCAUCUGGUGCGUUUGGAGUGCAUUUGGCGGCAGAUGUACAGCGCCAGUUGAAGAUAUGGGCGGAAACCAAUGGGGUUUAUCUGGAUCGCACGCGGAAACAAGAAGUGGCUCAGCGUCAGCGAAGGAAACGAUACCGUAAAGCCAAGAGGAAGGCUUGGCUUGCACGAAAGUUGUCUCAAGCUGCAACCGGAUGCGAACUCGCAGAUUCGGGAAAAGGGACGGAUCUGGAGAAUAAGGUGAAUGCCGUGGUGAUAGACGACGUCGAUAUGGACGCCACACUUGCAUCUCCAUCCCAUUCCACAUCAACUGCCGACUCAGUGUCACAGAACAUUGAUUCAUCUUUUGCACCGUCCAUCGGGCGCCAGUCUUUGCGCGGUAAACAGUGUCAACUCGUAUCGGCCACAUCUUAGUUUCGCAGACACAUGCACAGAAUUUAGUUGUACAUAUUCUGUCUUUCUGACGGAACAUAUUUUUCAGCUGUGUCAGUUGACUGUGUCAAUUCACACUAAACCUGCACAUUGAUUCGAAAGGUUUCUUUUGUAUCCAAC
This is a messenger RNA of Dicrocoelium dendriticum, 1732 nucleotides long. The record is from the annotation of a GenBank genome assembly. NCBI's taxonomy places the organism in Eukaryota, Metazoa, Platyhelminthes, Trematoda, Plagiorchiida, Dicrocoeliidae.